AUGACCCAGCCCCUUCGACGAGCAAGUUUUGAUCAGACCUCGGAUGACAAUGAGGAUAACCUUCCAUAUCCAGAAGCUCUGCUAAGAUCUGAUUUUUCUCGACAAGAUUUUGAUGCGUCAAAAUACCUAUCAACACUUUCUGAUCGACGACAAACUCUCGAGGAUUUACAGGCUGAUCUUCGAGAACGAUCGCAGUUCCUUUCUAAAGAAUUAUUGGAUCUAGUUAAUAUUAAUUAUGAAAAGUUCCUCAGUCUUGGCUCAAACUUGAGGGGAGGAGAGGAGCGGUUGGAGGAUGUGCGAAUGAGUCUACUUGGAUUUAAGCGUGGUGUUUCUGACGUACGCGGAAAAGUGUGUUCAAGGAAGGAAGAAGUCGAGGGAUUGCUUAAAGAAAAAACUCAUGUAAUGAGAGAAAUAAUGAUGGGGAGGGACCUGUUGGAGGUUGACGCGCGCCUUGAAGAUUUGGAAGAUAGCCUCAUACUUUCCUCACUUGAUCCAACAGUUUCUAUGUUAGGAGACGCGGAAGAUCAAAUUGAUGCAGAAUCUGAAACCAAGGACCAGCUAUCACUAUCCAAAUUGAAUCUUACCGGGACAACUUCAAAAAACCUUCACUACUGUGCAACAGAUUUUCGCUCUCUUGAAGCUCUUAUAGAAAAGAUUGGAAUAGAUCACCCUUUUAUCGUGACUCAACAAUCUCGAAUAAAGCAUCUAAAAGACGAAAUUAUUUUUAAUCUUAGCACAGCUUUAAAACAAAUCGCAUCCUUAAUUGUAGACGAUAAAACGAGCCUGAUAACAAUUUUGAGAGCAUUCGAUGAUCUUGGCGAGGCUUCCAAGGCCGUCUCUAUUAUAAAAACAAACAAACAAAACCUUGACACAAGCGCAUCCAAUGCUUCUCACAGGCGUACAAAAAAUAAGGCACCUACAAGUUCCUAA
Blumeria graminis f. sp. triticale is the source of this 930-nucleotide messenger RNA. The record is from the annotation of a GenBank genome assembly. Lineage: Eukaryota; Fungi; Ascomycota; Leotiomycetes; Helotiales; Erysiphaceae.